Molecule: messenger RNA, 7269 nt
Organism: Fundulus heteroclitus (mummichog)
Lineage: Eukaryota; Metazoa; Chordata; Actinopteri; Cyprinodontiformes; Fundulidae
Gene: nlrc5
Product: NLR family, CARD domain containing 5
Exons: 54
Coding region: 75-5762 (1895 amino acids)
Biological process (GO): positive regulation of MHC class II biosynthetic process; positive regulation of transcription by RNA polymerase II; positive regulation of MHC class I biosynthetic process
Molecular function (GO): protein binding
Source: RefSeq, a predicted model, not a curated record
UUCGCUUUCAAAAAACAGGGAGUCUUCGGUGAAGUGCUGUGCGCCACACCAGCCGCUGCUGAUGGCGUCUGAUCAUGGAUGAGGAGCUCGACCCUGACGAUGGAAAUGUGAACUCCGUCUUGGCUCAGGAGUUCUCAGAGCUGCUCCGCAUCCUUCGCUGUCAGCCGGACUCAGUCAUAAUGCAGCUCAGCCAAACGGCGGCAAGUGACGCCGCGUGGCUGAACAGACCAGCAGCCGGCGGCCGCGCUGCCGCAUCAGACCGAGCUGAAGCCAUGCUGGAGUACUUCAGACACGCCACCACUGCAGAAUGCUGCAACUUCCUUCAGAUGGUUUGUCUUCUGUGUGAAGACAUCCCCAUGCACCUGGAGUCGAGGCUCAUGUCUGUGGCUGGAUAUGAUUGCAGCACAACUUCCUGUGAGAGGGAUGAGCAGCCUUUGACGCCGCCUGCAGAGGAGCAGCUCACCAAACGCCCACGCAUUGAUUACUGGGAGCAUUACAAGAGUGAAGUGGCCGGUUUACUGCAGCGGAGGUGGAAGCGAGCGUCAGAGGGCCUGGUGAAGGACGUGCAGCCGGACAAAAUUUGGGUCAGCAUAAGAACCGCAAACAGAGCCAGGGACCGACCCGAUCAGACCCCCGGUUCUGCAGAAAGAGGCAGCAGAACUCCAGAACCUGACGGUGAUUACGGGUGGCCCGAGUCCAGACUGACUUUGGAGAGCUUUCUGCGGGGAUGUGCAGGAAAAGUGACCGUUCUUGCUGGUCAAGCCGGAUCAGGAAAAACUCUGCUGAUGUCCUCUCUGGGGCAGCAGUGGGCUGAACAACUGGGCCCUAUCCCUUCAUCCCAGCUGUUUGUCUUGCUGGAGUUUCGUCAACUCAACCUCCUGACCGCCCCUCUUUCCCUGUCUGAACUGCUGUUUCAGCACUACCUCCCACCUAACGGGGACAAUGAUGCAAAGCAAGCCAUUGUGGACUACCUCCUUUCCAAUCCAGAGCAGAGCUGCUGGGUGCUGGACGGCUACGACGAGUUUCAGAAAAAACUGAAGCGGCAGAAAGUUCAGAAUGAGCCGUUGGACUCGUAUAAACCUCUGCCGGUCGCAGACCUCGUCUCAGGGCUGUUGAACCGUCGACUUCUCGCAGGAAGCACCGUGUUGGUCACGUGUCGUGUGCGCGACGUUAUGGAUUUGGAUGGUUUGUCGGACAAAGUGGGGCAGCUGCUGUCGUGGGACCACCAUGAAAUCCAGGAGUAUGUCAACAGUUUCUUUGGUGGGAAAGAUGGAAACCUUGGAGCAGAUGCAGCAGAGGUUCUUUUCUCCAGUCGACACCUCCUGGACAUGUCCUCACUCCCUGCCCUCUGCAAUAUCUGUUGCGUCUAUCUGCAACAUUUACUGCACCAACGCAGAGAUGCAGAAGAGAAGCAGAUGCUGGAAGAAAAAGAAGUUGAAGCAAAGAAAAAACAGGUAGAAAUAGAGGGAAAGGGGGCACAAUUUCCUGAUGGAGUGGACAGCAGGACAGACAGUCCUUCAAAAAUACCACUACGAAGUAUAAAAGGUGAAGCAGUCGAAAAGGCAAUAAUGGACUUUAAGAAAAGCAGCGUCAGACUGACUGGUACAUUAGCACAAAUCCCUCCGACCCAGACUCAGAUCUACCUCGCUGCUGUUGCUGCAUUUCUUAGCCUGUACCGCAGAGGAGGAAAUGACAGGGCAGAGACCUCAGGAUUUCCUCAGAGUACCGAGUUUACAUGGAACGCUCAAACUCUGCAUCCAGCCGAGCUGUGUGAGCUCAGUCGGCUAGCAUGGGGAGGGCUGGAGGAGAGGAAGAUUGUCUUUUUGGAAGAAGACAUUCCACAACAUACUUUGGAGUUAUCACUCAAGGCAGGACUCUUGUCACAGGUGGAGUUCAGACGUCAGGACGGAUCACUCGUCGACGCGUACUGCUUCGUUCAUCUCACAGUGCAGGAGUUUCUGGCGGCACUCAGGAUCAUGACAAGCAGUGAUGUUACUGAUGCACACCUGAAGAAGAAAUUCAGUCUGAAAACUCGCUGGACGACUAAAUCCGACCAGAAGACGGUGUUCACUGAUUCUCUCUACCUGUACGUCUGUGGUCUGGCGUCGUCAGACUGCGCUCCUGCUCUGACUCUCGUUGCCGGCGCAGCGGGUUUGAAAGGAGCCAAAACCUGGGUCCAGAAACGCCAAUCCCUCGUUCUCAAAUUACUGGAGGCUCUGUGUCGCAGCACCGCCCUGACUGGACCAAAGAUUUUGCAGCUCUGUCACUGCGUUCAGGAGAGCCAGAACCAACAACUGGCUCGGCAGGUUGUGAGCGUGCGACCAACCCUGGAGCUGCGAAACUUCUGGCUGUUACCCAGCGAUAUCGACGCUCUGGUGUUUGUGGUCAACUCAGUCGGCAACAGAGGUGCCGGUUUGGAUUUCGGCGCCUGCUCGAUGGAGCUGGAGUGUUUAGACGCCCUGUCCAGGUGUCAGCACAUUCGUUCCCUCAGUUUUCACAGCCGCAAGUAUGGUGACAAGUUUGCAGAGAAGCUCUCCUCCAUUCUACCUCGAUUCACGACGCUGAGCAAACUAGAGUUUUGUGGUGCCAGCCUGACUGCUGUGGGGGCUGCGAGUUUGGCCUCUGGUCUGCAGAACUGUCCCAGCAUCACUGAGCUCAAUUUUAGUGACAACAAUCUGCAAGAUGAAGGAAUCGGACACAUUGCUGACAUUCUUGCCAAACUACAAAACUUGGUCUCUGUGAAGCUGGGACGAAACAACACUUCUCUGAAAGCAGCAGAGUGUCUUGUUAAACAGGCCUCUUCCUGUUUGAAUAUCCAACAUGUCCAUGCAGAUGGGAUCAAAGAUUUGAUGUUGACUUUUUCUCAAAAAUCUGAUUUAAACAGCCAUAGGAUUAAGCCAGAGCCAGAAGUGAGACUGUUGAAUCAGAAGUGGACCAAGCCUGACAUGCAAAACCUUGGCAAAUCGCUGACUUGCUUUCCCUCCCUGUCAGUGCUGGAUCUGUCUGGAGGCGCGUGGGAUGAGGAAACUUUAAAAGCGCUGACUCAGUUUGUGCCAAGGCUCAGUAUCUCUGAGAGGAUUAUCUUGGAUGGUAGCUGCUCCUCGGUGCGGUGCGUGGGGGUCAUCACCGCUUUGCUUCCUCGCUGUCCGUCUGUGGUGGAGAUGCGCAUCAGACUGCAGGAUCCAGUUCAGGUGUCUGUGGUGUUCUCUGGAGGGAGAGAAAAAACGAAUGCUCCGUCUAAGAUGCUCUGCCUCAGCUGCUGUAGUCUGGAGCCCAACGACCUGGAAAGAGUUUGGAAAAGUUUAGGAACGUCCUCUGGUCUCUCUGAGUUGGACUUGUCUUGUAACAACUUAGGCGACAAAGGACUAAAGAAGUUGUUGGACUUCCUGCAUCGACUAAGCAAAGUCCGACAAGUGAAUUUCAGCGACAAUGGCGUCAGCGUUGAUGGAGUGGUUAUGCUGGCGGAUGCGUUGUGCUCCUGUAACAGCUUGACUCAGAUUUACAUAAGUGAUGGAGGCAAAGACCAGGUGAAGCUACAGUUUAGCUCUGACACGAGUCAACCGAGGAAAAAAGUGUUCAGCAUCAACAAAAGCUCCCUGACACCAUCUGAUGUGAACAAAGUGUGCAGGAAACUGGUCCAGUGUCGCCUCAGUGUGGAGCUAGAGUUUAUUCAGUGCUCAUUUGUUGAGAAAUCUAUUGAACAUCUGAGAGUAUUGCAAAGGAUGCCGUCGCUACAGAAACUCAAUGUCAGUCACAGUAUCACGUCCACCGCUGACGCUCUGACCCUGAUCAGCUGUUUCUCUGACAGCCGCCGGCUCUCAUCCGUGGAGCUCAGUCCGCAGAAUGAAUCCUUCUUUCAUUUUGAUGCGGUCGAGGAGGAUCAAGUAAACUUUAGGUUAACAGACUUUUCUUUCAAAGGAGCCAACUUUGUCUUAUUGGACCGACUGCUUGAGAUCCUGCAGCAGACCCGGCAGCUCUCUUAUCUUGAUUUAUCAGGAAACCAGCUGGAGGAUGAAGGAGUGAGCUCUUUAUUGGGGUCUCUUCCGAGGCUUAGAGUCAGCAGCUACAUUAACCUUAGUAAGAACAGAUUGAGCCCCGUGGGGCUGUUGAACGUAGCCAGAAGGUUGUGUAGCUGCACUGACGUUUCCGCUGUGGAAGUCAGUUUGGGAGACGAUGAAAGGUGUCUCAUCUGGUUCAAACAAAAAGGAGGAGGGGGAAAAACUCUGAGUGUCAGAGACAGCAUGCUGCAGCGUGAUCAUCUGCUCAGUUUAGCUAACAUCUUGUCCAACGGUCUCAGUUUGACCAAAGUGGAAUUAAAGAACAACCUGCUGCAGUCUGAGUGGAUUGAAAACUUUGUGGCGGUUUUAAACUCUAAUCAAAGAGGAUGCACUGUCAGCAUUGAAGAAAGUUGGAUCAGCGACGAUGAAGCUGCGCGUUUACUGCGUCGCUGCCUGCAGCGCAGCAAACUCAUCCAAACCAUCAGGAUUGACCACACUAAACUACAGCUGGUUCUGAUGAACAACACGGAAAUGAGCCAAGACAGGGAAGUCACACUUCCGGCUCAGUUAAUGACUAAAAACAUAAGCUUCUUCAGCAACACACUGGGCGUGACUGGAGCCGAAUUACUCUGUUCCCUUCUGCCCUCAUUAACAAAUCUCACAUCUAUCAGCGUUGGGAUCAAAGACAGCCCCGUAUCCGUGGUGGAGGAGCUCUUACACGUCAUCCUGGUGUCUACAGCCGCUCAGCGUUUAAGCUUGUCUGGUGUUGUGAUCAGCGACGCAGCAGCUCAGACCGUGACCAAAUUGUUGCCCCGCCUCCGAUCGCUCAACAUGGCCCAUUGUGCAUGGUUAGCGGCUGGAAGGCUGCAGCUUAUGGAAGCGCUGAAGGAGUGCACCGCUUUGGAAGAUCUCUGUCUGGAUGCAGCGACGCAGCUGAACGAGGAGUGCUGGGGAUGUUUGGCACAAGCUCUGAGGAAUAUGAACGCUUUGCAGAUUCUCAAGUUGAAUGAAAUCGUAAUAACUUCCGGACAAUCGGAAGCUGACGUUGUUCUGGAGCUCCUGGCUGGGAUGGAAGAACUCACACAGAUACAGGAGAUAGAGUUGGGUGGCUGGAGGAUGGCUGAUAGAGGCAUACAUAAGCUGACUGGAAUGCUUCCUGUCUGGAAAGACCUCAGGAAGAUCAGUCUUUCCAAGAAUCUGGUGAAUGAUUCUGCUGGGGAGAAGCUGCUGGAGGCUCUGAGGAGCUGCAGCCGCCUGGAGGAGCUCCAUCUGUCCAGUAACCUUCUUGGCGACCUCUCUGCUGCCAGCAUGGCUCUUGUUCUCCCGUCAAUGACCCAACUCGCUGUUUUAGAUCUAUCAGAAAACAGAAUCGGAAGUGAAGGCUUGCUCAGCUUGUCCAGAGCAGUAAUGAGCCUAAAGAGCCUCCAAAAGAUCCACCUGACCUCCGUGGGGGAUUCAGCGCUGAGGGCUGUCGCUGCCAGUCUGAGCCACUGUCCCUUCAUACAGGAUGUGGGCUUCGGGUGGAAUAACUGUGGAGACGACGUGGCCCAGGAGCUGGCCAAGGUUCUGCCUUUUUGCCACGAUCUGGCUCGCAUUGACCUGGAGUGCAACAGUGUGAGUGCUGCUGGAGUGGAGGCCCUGGUCAUAGCAUUAAGGUCCUGCCCUGCUCCACAGGUCAUCAGGCUGUGGAAGAAUAAUGUGUCCCUGAAUGAAGCACAGAGGUUCAACCAGAUGGAGAGGAGGCUGAACUUCUCCUCCACCUAACGGGAUUUUUACCGCAGGACGGUGGAGAACAAACAGUCCCAGCUGGGUUUGACUUCAGCACCUGCUGAAGUUUAAAAGCACCUGGGAACAAACUGCUCAGUGAGCGUAUUUAUUGAAAAGAUCAAGUAUUUGAGUCUAUUUUAAAUUGUGACUGCUGCAUCUGUCAGCCUCUCGUUUUACAGGCGCAAUCAGCCGACACUGUGGCAGCGGGUCCAAACUGUGGCGUCAAGUUAUUUCAUCUGUUUAUGCUCCACAUACAGAGAAAAACUCUCACACAUGUCGCACACUUGUCUUACUGCAAGCAAUGAAAAUAACACAGAAUAGGAUUUAUUUUUUAAUUUACAUCAAAUGACCUUUAAGACAUCCCACAAUCAUAUCAUAGGAUCAGGAGUAUGACGUGAUGUAAAAUGACUUCUGACCAAACGACAUGCCACAGAUCUCAGCACAGAUUUUGUAACUACUUUAAUGAGCUCGUUAUUUUUCAUCUGUUUGGAUCCUUCUGCGCACGGUUUCUGCCGUGAAGCUAAAGGCCACCUUUUAUCUGUUCUAUGAAUUUUUGGACAGAAAUGUUUUCCUUUGUAUUUCUGCAGACUCUGAUUUAAUGAGCCAAUUUGCACUGUGACACAGAGGCCGCAUAAGUGAAAAACACACAAUAAGCCAAGAAUCUGCAGUAAUCUGGGGGGGUCUCCUCUCCUAAUCACCAUUAAAGGUUGUGGCCUCUGUCAGAAUACGUAUUUAUUUUUGCUCUUUGAUGUGACGAAAUUAGCAGCUUCAGUUUUAUUGUUUAUUUAUGUUUGAUUCAAAGUAAGUUUUCACAUAUUGUUCACCUUGUACCGAUUUCUAUUUUAAGAGUUGUUGAUAAAAUGGCACACGGCCCGGUUCUGGGAUUUAUGCACCUUAUUGUGUUCUGUUGCCUUUUUUGUCACAAUCACUGGUGGAACCAAGUGUGCUUUUUAGGGCUAUUUCAUCUUAAAAGACAAAAGAUGAUAUUUUGCCUACAAUUUGCCAAAAUCUGUUUGAAAUGUGUUGUUUCUACUUGUGUAUACAAAGUUUUUUGUUUACAUGGGUACUGGUGAUCCAGAUGAAUGAGAUCAUUCACAUCCUGCCAAUAUCUUCAGUUUCACUGAGGACCCUUGAUAUUUUUUUUAAUGUAUGUCUGUUUCUUGUAAAAAGUUAUACAUUUUGUUUCUUUUCUUUCUUAUUUAUUGUAAAUAUGAUAAAAACAAAUGCUGUGGCUAAAAUACUGGCAGCUGCUUGAAGAAACUUCACCUUUUUGAAACACAUGGCUCCCUCUUGUGGUUACUAAAGGUUCUACAGCCAUAAUUGCUGUCGUGAACUAAUAAAAGAACAAAAAACACCAGAAAAAGCAUCAUGUUGACUUAUUACUAAAUAAUUUAUGGAUAAACCCUUUCCCUGACAGCUUUUACAAAUUAGGCUAUCAAAAAUAUAACAAUAUGCAAUUCAAACUGCAAAAAAUAAAAUAAAAUGGAAAAAGUUGACAAGUCAG